AUGACGGCCGCCGUUUCUCCUCCUCGGUCUCCAUCAUGCUCAGACUCAAGAUCCCUCUCAGGACACCUGAGUCCCGCCGGAGCCUCCGGAGCCCCACAGCGGGACCUGCGGAGCCCCCACUGCCGCGCAGAGAGCAGCGACAGCCCGCAGGACGUGGUGGUGGUCCACGGGGGGAGAGGAGGAGGUGGGGAGAGCUUCAGGAGAGGAGGCUUCAAGGACACCACACCUGACGAGCUGCUCAGCGCCGUGAUGACCGCCGUGCUGAGAGACGUCCACCUGUCCACACACACACUGGGAGACAUCUGUGUCGGGAACGUGCUGCAGCCCGGCGCCGGCGCCGUGAUGGCCCGAGUGGCGCACUUCCUCAGCGGGUUUCCAGAGACGGUCCCGGUCUACACGGUCAACAGGCAGUGCUCGUCCGGCCUUCAGGCUCUGUUCAACAUCGCAGGAGCCAUCAGGAGCGGAUCCAUCGACCUCGGGCUCGCCUGCGGUGUGGAGAGCAUGUCUCUGCGAGCGAUGGGAGACCCUGGAGACCUGAGCCACCGAGUGUCGGACAACGACAAGGCCCGAGACUGCAUGAUCCCCAUGGGCAUCACCUCGGAGAACGUGGCGGAGAAAUUCGGGAUCUCCAGAGAAAAGCAGGACGCCUUCGCUCUCAGUUCUCACCAAAAAGCGGCCCGGGCGCAGAGCUCAGGUGUGUUCGAGCAGGAGAUCGUUCCCAUCACCGCCCGCACAGUGGACGAGCAGGGGAGGGAGCGCCAGGUGACGGUCUCUCAGGAUGAGGGGAUCAGAGCGGGAACGACUCUGGAGGGACUCGCUAAACUCCGGCCGGCGUUCAAACCCGACGGCAGCACGACGGCAGGUAACUCCAGCCAGGUGAGCGACGGAGCGGCGGCCGUGCUGGUUGGUCGCAGGUCUGCGGUCGAGGCUCUGGGUCUGCCUAUCCUGGGAGUCCUCAGGGCCAGCGCCGUGGUCGGGGUCCCUCCGGAUCUGAUGGGGAUCGGACCGGCGUUCGCCAUCCCUGCAGCUCUGGAGCAGGCAGGUAAGAUCCGAACCGGCAUGAACCUCCUCACACAGCCACAAAGUUCAGCUGUCGGUAUGUUUUGUCGUGUUCGCUGUGAGGACUCACCGCUGCAGCCGCGCCGGUCCCGAUCCGCCGGUCCCGAUCCGCCGGUCCCGAUCCGCCGCACAGAGGCCGGCCAGAGCCAGCUCAGCGCCGCCCGAAGCGUCUCAUUCCCCGGCUCAGACCCGCAGCUCAGACCCGCAGCUCAGACCCGGCUCACCUCCGGAUCAUCCGGCUCUCAAGAUCUGAUCUCAGAUCUGCAGCUGAUCAGCAGCCCGCUCACACUUCCUGUCUCAGCCUUCAAAGUAAAAGUCCUGCUGCACACUUCAAAGUUUUUGUGUCGUUCACAAAAAUCACAGAGACGCAGCGAUGACGACAUCAGACCUCAGAGCUCAGGCUCCUCCCACUAA
Messenger RNA from Plectropomus leopardus (leopard coralgrouper), 1473 nucleotides. The record is from RefSeq and is a predicted model, not a curated record. NCBI's taxonomy places the organism in Eukaryota, Metazoa, Chordata, Actinopteri, Perciformes, Serranidae.